Molecule: messenger RNA, 517 nt
Organism: Halteromyces radiatus
Lineage: Eukaryota; Fungi; Mucoromycota; Mucoromycetes; Mucorales; Cunninghamellaceae
Exons: 3
Coding region: 5-277 (90 amino acids)
Source: RefSeq, a predicted model, not a curated record
UAUCAUGGCUCAAGGAUCUUUAAAGAAAAUCACCAAACCUACUAAAAAGAAUGCUCGACAAAAGCAAGUCAAAAUGAAAAAAGGAUCACGAACGAUCGCACCUAAACAACAUGCUCUUGUCAAACAAAAAUCCCUUGAGAAGAAACUGACGGCUGCCAUCAAUAAAAAUAUUGAAAAACAAAUGUCUGUGAAAGCCAACGCUAUUGGGAAACUCACUAUUAUGAAGAAGACGGCUGAAGCUUCAGCAUUAGAAAUGAAAGAAAAGAAAAAGAAAUAGAUUUUUAUUCAAUAUAGUUAUUACCCUUUUCCAUAUUUCUUUUAUUAUUAUUAUUAUUCAAUCAUUCAUCAUCAUCAUCUUAUAAUCAAUUUGUCCCAUACCUUUUUACUCAUGCUUCUUUUACAGCGGAGAUGAAAAUCACUUUCCUUAUCGCUUCCCUUUUGUGGUUGGAAACUAAUUUUCUAUUUCUUCCCUUUUUUUUUUUUUCCUUUUUGUUUCAUCGAUAUUACUUGAUCAAUA